CACAGCUCAGUUCAGGUAUUUUGAGGGUCUUCAGAGCUCCCAAUUGCCUCCAAUUGCCCCCAAUGGCUCUCAGAUCCUCGCCGGCAUCGGCCUUCCCGCGCCUGAUAAGACCAACAGCCUCCCAAUCUCAAUCCUCUUCCUCUGCCAGCGGCCUCCGUCACUACUCUGCUCCUCUUGCUGGCACUGUUCCCCCGGCGAAACAGAAGUAUGUUCCUACGAGUGGCACAUAUCCUAAAGGCUUUCUCGUCUCGGGAACGUAUGUGGGAGUGAAACCGGCAAAUAAGAGCACUCCAGACCUAGCAUUUCUUGCUUCCGAAACACCAUGUGCUGCCGCCGCGGUCUUCACGAAGAACAAGUUCCAGGCAGCUCCUGUAACUGUGAGCAGAGAAAUGCUGAAGAGGAGAAAUAACAGCGGCAUUCGUUCUGUUAUUGUCAACUCUGGAUGUGCAAACGCUGUCACAGGGAAGGGUGGCAUGGAGGAUGCGGAAAAGAUGGGCAUGCAAGCCGAUAAGUGUUUCGAUGCGCCUAAUGAUGGCAAGGGAGGGAGCACAAUCGUUAUGAGCACGGGUGUCAUUGGCCAAAGAUUACCAAUCCAGAAAAUACUGAACAAGAUUCCCGCGGCCUACGAUGCGCUGGGAGCAUCGCACAACCAUUGGCUAGAUGCAGCCCGAGCAAUAUGCACGACAGACACUUUUCCAAAGCUUAUAUCCCGAACGUUCUCACUACCAUCCUCGCCAUCCAUUGAAUAUCGUAUGGCGGGCAUGACAAAGGGAGCAGGCAUGAUUCAUCCCAAUAUGGCAACCUUAUUAGGGAUGAUUGCUACAGAUGCCCCAGUAGCACCUGCCCUUCUCCAAUCACUCCUUACCAAUGCCGUGAACAAGUCAUUCAAUAGCAUCUCAAUCGAUGGCGACACCUCUACGAACGAUACAGUGGCAGUAUUGGCCAACGGUGCAGCUGGUGGAAACGAGAUAACUUCUGAAUCAUCUGAAGAUUAUGCAGCUUUCCAGAAUACUUUAACUGAACUUGCAACUGAUCUCGCCAAGCUCGUGGUCCGAGACGGUGAAGGUGCGACCAAAUUCGUUACUAUCCGUGUGACCGAGUCUCCAUCCGAGCUUGUGGCUCGAAAGAUUGCAAGCACCAUAGCGAGAUCGCCGCUUGUCAAGACUGCUUUAUAUGGAAAGGAUGCUAACUGGGGCCGUAUUCUCUGUGCUACCGGCUAUUCCUUGAUCUCCGAACCGGGUUUACCAAUCAAUAACGUUCCUGAGAUUUUGCCUGAGAAGACAAGUGUCUCUUUUAUACCUACGGAUGGGUCUCCAGAGCUGAAGCUUUUGGUCAAUGGAGAGCCUGAAACUGUAGAUGAGGUACGUGCAGCACAGAUUUUGGAGCACGAGGAUUUGGAAAUUCUUGUCAGAUUAGGAGGUGGAACGGAGGAGGCAGUUUAUUGGACUUGCGAUUACAGCCAUGAGUAUAUUACGAUUAAUGGAGACUACCGGACAUGA
This is a messenger RNA of Amorphotheca resinae ATCC 22711, 1499 nucleotides long. RefSeq lists its product as hypothetical. Bases 63 to 1499 code for a protein of 478 amino acids. Gene Ontology annotation, biological process: L-ornithine biosynthetic process; L-arginine biosynthetic process. The record is from RefSeq and is a predicted model, not a curated record. The transcript has 3 exons. NCBI's taxonomy places the organism in Eukaryota, Fungi, Ascomycota, Leotiomycetes, Helotiales, Amorphothecaceae. Gene Ontology annotation, molecular function: L-glutamate N-acetyltransferase activity, acting on acetyl-CoA as donor; L-glutamate N-acetyltransferase activity, acting on acetyl-L-ornithine as donor. Gene Ontology annotation, cellular component: mitochondrial matrix.